UAUAUAUAUAUUCAUAUAUACAUAUCAGAGGAGUAAAAAUCACUGUGGAACUUUCCGGGAGGGCAAGGCGAGGCGAGGCAGAGCUUCUAUCGUUCUCCGAGAAGAUCCGAAAUCUCUGUGGAGACCAAAUUCGCCAUUUUAGCUCUCGCGUAUUUGAAUGAAUACAUACGUCGUGAUGAUGAUGUAUAGUUAAUGGAUACAUCUCGAAACUGAAUUCACUAUCUCAAUGAUUUGAAUCUGAGAAUCUCUCCGGCGUUUGCGUUUCUGUUUGUUUAGUCUCUCUCUCUCCGGCGGAGCGCCACUUUUCUCUCUCGGUUUCCGUGUUUGUUGAUGCUCUUCUAAACUAUCACGAGGCCGAGUUCUUCUAAUCCUCACUGCGUGAGAGAUGGUAGCUUUUGGGAAAAAAUUGAAGGAAAGACAGAUUCAAGAAUGGCAAGGUUACUACAUCAACUAUAAAUUAAUGAAAAAGAAAGUGAAUCAUUAUGCUCGCCAAAUUGAAAUUGGGGCACUAGACCGCCGACAGGUUCUGAAAGAUUUCUCAAGAAUGCUAGAUAGCCAGAUCGAAAAGAUUGUCCUUUUUCUGUUGGAACAACAAGGGCUACUUGCAAGCAGGAUAGCCAAGCUUGGAGAACAGCAGGAUUUUCUUCAACAGCACCCAGAUAUAUCAAAAAUAUCUGAAUUGCGAGAAACUUACAGAGCAGUGGGGCGAGAUCUUUUGAAGCUUCUGUUUUUUGUUGAGAUCAAUGCCAUUGGACUGCGUAAGAUACUGAAGAAAUUCGAUAAGCGAUUUGGCUAUAGAUUUACUAAUUACUAUGUCAAGACUCGUGCUAAUCAUCCUUAUUCACAGCUGCAGCAAGUUUUCAAGCAUGUGGGGCUGGGGGCAGUUGUUGGAUCUCUGUCUCGCAAUCUUGCAGAUCUUGAGGAUCGUCAGGGAAGCUACUUGUCUAUUUAUGACCAACCUGCUCUUCCGUUACAGGACCCUGUCAUUGAUUCAAUAAAAGCAGCUGUCGACAGAUUAACACACUCAACAAAUUUCCUCCACUUUUUGGCACAACAUGCACUUAUAAUGCAAGAAGAGUUACCUAGUCCAGCUGAGGAACAUGUUGAUGAUGAGAGAUACCAUUUUAUGUCGCUUUUAUUGAACCUAGCAAACACCUUUCUCUAUAUGGUUAACACAUACAUUAUUGUUCCAACAGCAGAUGAUUAUUCUAUGAGCCUGGGUGCUGCAGCAACUGUUUGUGGGAUCGUGAUUGGUGCAAUGGCUGUUGCACAGAUUUUUUCUUCUGUAUAUUUCAGUGCAUGGUCAAAUAAAUCAUACUUCAAACCUUUAGUUUUUAGUAGUAUAGUUCUGCUCGUGGGAAAUGCCUUGUAUGCAUUAGCAUAUGAUCUUAAUUCCAUUGCGGUUCUUCUUAUUGGUCGCCUUUUCUGUGGUUUUGGUUCUGCCAGAGCUGUUAACCGGCGUUAUAUCAGUGAUUGCGUACCACUCAAACUCCGCAUGCAGGCUUCAGCAGGUUUUGUUAGUGCUAGUGCUCUUGGAAUGGCUUGUGGUCCUGCAAUUGCUGGCUUGCUUCAAACUAAUUUCAAGAUUUCCAAGAUCACGUUUAACCAAAAUACUUUGCCUGGUUGGAUCAUGGCUAUAGCAUGGCUUAUUUAUUUAAUAUGGUUGUGGAUAUCAUUUAAGGAGCCCCCGCACCAGAUUAAAGAGAAUACCAUACAUAAAGGACUUGCCGAUGAAAAACAGAAUGAUGCAGUGGAAAAGGGUCUUGGGAAACCAUUGCUCUUAGAUUCAGAAGGAAACCAACAAGAUGAAGAUGGUGACCAAGAAUUGGAUGGAAGUGAAGAAGCUUCUGAGGAGUCUCGUCGACCAGCAACUUCUAUGGCAUCAGCGUAUAGAUUACUAACACCAUCUGUAAAGGUGCAAUUGCUGAUUUACUUCAUGCUUAAAUAUGCAAUGGAGAUUUUGCUAUCAGAAUCUAGUGUCGUAACCACAUUCUACUUCAACUGGUCCAUGAGUACAGUAGCAAUUUUUCUUGCAUGUCUUGGCCUAACAGUUCUCCCUGUGAACAUUGUUGUUGGAAGCUACAUCAGCAACAUGUUUGAAGACAGGCAAAUUUUAUUAGCAUCUGAAAUUAUGGUUUGCGUGGGCAUACUUCUAAGCUUCAACAUAAUGAUUCCAUAUUCUGUGCCACAAUAUGUCUGCUCUGGACUCAUAAUGUUUGUUUCAGCUGAAGUACUGGAGGGUGUGAACUUGUCUCUUCUCUCUCGAGUCAUGUCAUCUAGGUUAUCUCGUGGAACUUACAAUGGUGGAUUGCUUUCAACUGAAGCUGGAACAAUCGCUCGAGUGGUUGCAGAUGUCACAAUAACUGCAGCUGGGUACUUGGGUGAGAGUGUCCUCUUGAACGUCACUCUGUUGCCUUCACUCUUAAUUUGCAUAGCCUCCAUUAUCGCCACUUUCUGUACUUUCAACUCUCUUUAUUAGUCUAGGCGGGGCCCCCUUGUUAUACUGACAAAUCAAUCUUGUCAGUUCCCUUUGAUAUUUAAUUAAUUAAUUAAUUAAUUUCGCUGGUCAGGUAGUUUGUUUC
This is a messenger RNA of Diospyros lotus (date-plum), 2582 nucleotides long. Its product is annotated as SPX domain-containing membrane protein At4g22990-like. Gene Ontology annotation, biological process: transmembrane phosphate ion transport from cytosol to vacuole. Lineage: Eukaryota; Viridiplantae; Streptophyta; Magnoliopsida; Ericales; Ebenaceae. The coding region runs from base 386 to 2479 and encodes 697 amino acids. The record is from RefSeq and is a predicted model, not a curated record. Gene Ontology annotation, cellular component: plant-type vacuole membrane. The transcript is spliced from 11 exons. Gene Ontology annotation, molecular function: transmembrane transporter activity.